UUUCAUUUUCCACCUCCCGGGAAAAGAUACAGAAGACGAUGAUGAAAAAUCUCCCUUUCUUGAGAAUGGGGCCUUUUUUUGCAUAGUUCCAAUUUAAUUGUGGAACUUGCCAUCAAAGGAUAAGCUUUUUUUCCUGGGUUGAGACAGAUUAUUACCUGUUCGUGUUCAAUGGGCCGACGAAUUCACUUUGUGGUUGACCCUCAGGGUUGGUGCUGCAUGGGCCUGAUUAUCUUUGUCUGGCUGUACAAUACAAUCUUCAUUCCAAAAGUCAUCCUUUUUCCUCACUAUGAAGAGGGACAUAUUUCAGUUGUGGCAAUUUUGUGUUAUUACUUCUGCUCAUUGUUUUGUAUAGUUUCAUUACUAAGAGCCUCAGUAGCUGAUCCAGGAAAGCUACCUGAAAACCCAAAGAUACCAAUUACAGAACGAGAAUAUUGGGAAUUAUGUAACAAAUGCAAUAUGAUGAGACCAAAGCGUUCACACCAUUGCAGUCGUUGUGGACAUUGUGUGAGGAGGAUGGAUCACCACUGUCCAUGGAUUAACAAUUGUGUUGGUGAAGACAAUCACUGGCUAUUUUUACAGCUCUGUUUCUACACUCAGAUCCUUAGUUCCUAUACAUUGAUACUUGAUUUCUGCCAUUUCUACUACUUUUUCCCUCUGAAAAAAGAAAACUGGGAUGUUUUUGUAUUUAGACAUGAACUUGCUCUCCUAAGAAUAUCUGCCUUCAUGGGUCUAACAAUAUUAGGUGGAAUAAGUGGACUCUUUUACACUCAGCUAAUGGGUAUUUUCACUGAUACUACAAGUAUAGAAAAAAUGUCAAACUGUUGUGAAGACAUAUCAAGGCCCCGAAAGCCAUGGCAGCAGACCUUCUCAGAAGUUUUUGGCACCCACUGGAAGAUCCUGUGGUUUAUUCCUUUCAGGCAGAGGCAACCACUCCGAGUUCCCUACCACUUUGCCAAUCACGUCUGAACAGAUGGAUGGUGGGCACAGAUGGGUCCUCCAUGCUGGAAGUGCGUUACAGGUUUUAUGAUAAUGGGACUGUGACAGUCUUCAAGUCAAUUAAAAUCCUCCCACCAAUCGUAGGUAUCACAAUGUGCCCCAGGCUUUAUUUUAAUAGUGAUCUUGAUUCUGUUCUGAGAUUAAUACAAGUUGUAUGUUUAACUUUAGGCAUAUCUGCUUUCAAAUUAGCUUUCCAAAGGGAUUUCUUUUGUCUUUGAGGUUAAUACCAAAACCAAAUGACUGGAAUGCAGUCUUACACUAUUUGUUUGAUACUGCCUCUUUUGAUUAUUAUUUUUUUUAAUUUUUGGUAGGAAGCACUGAAGUUUACAUUGAUUGUUAGCUUUCGCACUAAGUGUCUUAUUCUACCUUGGAUUUUUUUAAGUGUUUUUAUCAGUAGGUCUGUCUAGAUAAUCAUGUCUUUUUUCAGCUACACGUCUCAAAUUCCCUGAUACUGCCAUUUAUUUAUGAUACACAAUACUAAUCCUGCAGUACCACACUAUAAAAGGUAACAUUUAAAACUGAGGCAGACUUCUUCCUAAGCCUUCCUCAGAGAGAUUUUUAUAAAUACACGUAAAUGUAUGUGUUUAUAUAGAGAAAUCUUACAUCUUACAGCUACCUUUCUACGUAAAUAUGAUCUUAGUGAAAAAUAUCCAUGUCUUUAUGUCAAUAAAAGCAGUGAAAUGUUCCAGGGUAAAAUAUGCAGAUAGAAAGCAUGUUUUCCCUAUAUUCCAAGGGUUUAUUUGCAAUAAUUUAACAAAGAAGUUUUAUGGUGCAAAUACUAGAAUGGUUAGUUUUUAAAAAUGUAAAUUUAAUUAGCAUAAUGUACCAUAAAGAAAAAAUAUAUUGUCAAUAAAGUUAUAAAUUUUUGUUUAGUCAUGGUUAGCUGGAAUUGGUCUGUUCAUAUAUUGGAAGUAUAUGUGAAAAUAUUUUAAAAUAUUUAUACAUAAAUACAGAUAUUUGCUACUAAUGUAUUGUAAAGAUUAUGAACUGAUUUAAUAGGGUACUAAGUCGAUGUAUGAUAGCUUGUUGUGGGUUCUUUAUGUAUGGAAGUAGCUAACCAAAGAAAGCAUCCUUAAGACAAGAGCUGGUGAAAUGGCAACAAUUCCCAAAGUACUGGCUCAGCUUUGCUGCAUAUGGAAAAAUUAUGUAAUUUAUUAUAGGCCUCUGUAUCUAUACAAAUAUCAGCAUGAGAUGAUUUUUGAAAGUUCAGCCUUUUCAGUUACACUGCUUACUGUGUUUGUUGUCCUGGCUAACCAGACUAGGAUCCACCUUAAGACAGCCAUGCAACAGGAUAAUAAGAGGCACAAAAGCAGGGUGUAAUACAUUUGGAUUGUGUUUGGAGAGAGUAAUAGUUCAUUUGUGAAAUUCAAAAAGAAGGGCUAGAGUUGUCAUGAGUUGUUUUCAUAGUGAAUUUUUGGAUCAGCUGUCCUAUAGUCUUUGCACGGUCACUGCCAAUGUUGGGUGUCCCUGCAUUGGAUUAACAGCUUUUGUUGAUCCAUUGAACCUUCCAGAAGGUGCAUCUUGAAAAUCACUUGAAUUUUAAACUUUUGUAAACCUCUAACAUUUGAACCGGCUUUACUUUGUGGCUACUUUUAAAAAUAGAUACAGUGUUUUCUUCAUUCAAAUUUUCAAGCCUCAUGUUCAACCAUUUUUUUCACAGCAUUUUUACAUGUGAGUUAAAAUUUUCUUUAAGAUGGUAUUGGCAGCAAUAUUUAAAUGAAAGGAAGCUUGAGGAGAGUGGAUGGAAAGGCUGCAGCAGUGCUUGAAAUUAAAAAUAAUGUGCAUAUACAUUAUAAAGUAAUGGCUGUAUACUCUUUUUUAAAAGAAAUUCCACUGUUAUAUUCUGUAUGAAGCACCUAGAGGAAUAGUAGCAGUUUUGUUUCAUGUGCCAAUAUUUUAAUCUGUUUCAUAAGCAAAAUGUGGUAGCUUAUUUUAAAGUUUUUCACACUGGUCAGUUAUCACAGUCAGCAGAUCAGGCUGUUCUGAAGCUGACGAAGAAAGGGGAUCAAGAAUUUAUGUAUACUUCGUAUGUUCACUGUGGAUGCAUAUUUUCAUUCUCUCUGUUUCCUACUAUCAUUGUAUCGAUUUAGCUGUGUGUGGAGAACCGAGCCUGUAAUACAGAGUCUGCCUGAGGGUCGGAACCUCAGUUAA
Molecule: messenger RNA, 3147 nt
Organism: Calidris pugnax (ruff)
Lineage: Eukaryota; Metazoa; Chordata; Aves; Charadriiformes; Scolopacidae
Gene: ZDHHC21
Product: zinc finger, DHHC-type containing 21
Exons: 9
Coding region: 169-966 (265 amino acids)
Biological process (GO): peptidyl-L-cysteine S-palmitoylation; protein targeting to membrane
Cellular component (GO): Golgi apparatus; endoplasmic reticulum
Molecular function (GO): protein-cysteine S-palmitoyltransferase activity
Source: RefSeq, a predicted model, not a curated record